CUCGGACAGAAAAUCAUGGUCACGGCCCACAUCAAAAUACUGGAAUCGUCAUCCAGAAAUGCAGAAUCGGUGCCACUCCUGAUUUACAACGCAUAAGGGGCAACUUCGGGACUUACGUGGGCCGGCCGUGGAAGCACUGUUCGAGGACCAUCCUAAUGCAAUCCACGAUCAGCGAUGUCAUCCACCCAGCAGGAUGGCACGAGUGGAGUGAUGAAAGCAAGGUAACUUUAUCUGGGUUUUUGAAUUUCAUCAACGGGAUUUAGUUAGAGUGCACUAAAGGACAAGUAAUCAUGUUCACCACGAACCGUGUGGAGCAACUCGACCCGGCUCUGAUCCGGGGAGGGAGGAUGGACAUGCACAUUGAAUCGGGAUUGAAGAGUUGCUCGGACAAGACAAACAUGACUUCGGCUGACAUUGCAGAGAACUUGAUGCUGAAGACAUCGGGGGCAGAUGCUGAAACUUGUCUGAAAUUGCUAAUUCAAGCACUAGAAAAGACUAAGGAAGAGCAAGAAAGCGAAAAGAAAGAAGGAGGCUACAUCGGAGAGGAAAAAGAGGAAACUGGAGAAACCAAAAUAGAAAUAAAAUAAAAAAGAAAAGAAAACGCAGAAAGAUAAAGUGGAAGAAGAAAGGGCCAAAACAAGAACAAGGCAAGUAAAGAAAAGAAAAGAAAAGAAAAGAUGAAGGGAUCAGAAGAAAUUAAUAAAGAAAAGGGGUAGAA
Rubroshorea leprosula is the source of this 718-nucleotide messenger RNA. The record is from the annotation of a GenBank genome assembly. NCBI's taxonomy places the organism in Eukaryota, Viridiplantae, Streptophyta, Magnoliopsida, Malvales, Dipterocarpaceae.